Drosophila mauritiana is the source of this 3479-nucleotide messenger RNA. Its product is annotated as zinc finger protein 501. Bases 461 to 2125 code for a protein of 554 amino acids. The record is from RefSeq and is a predicted model, not a curated record. Gene Ontology annotation, molecular function: DNA-binding transcription factor activity, RNA polymerase II-specific; RNA polymerase II transcription regulatory region sequence-specific DNA binding. NCBI's taxonomy places the organism in Eukaryota, Metazoa, Arthropoda, Insecta, Diptera, Drosophilidae. Gene Ontology annotation, biological process: regulation of transcription by RNA polymerase II. Gene Ontology annotation, cellular component: nucleus. The transcript has 3 exons.
CUCGAUGUUCGGCGGGGGUGCAGCUCUGCCCGUUCGCUCAGCCCUGGAAAACCACGCCAGUCAUUUUUGUUUUGAUAAGGAUACGGAUACAAAAAGAGCGUGGCCUGGAAAAACUGCAAAAACGGCGGAGAAAGCGCCCCAAAAGCGAGCGAAAACGGUGGAAACUGAUCGUGGGGCAGUGCGCGACAAAGUGUCCGCGGAUUCAGGCCCUCCCAAUCGCUACGUGGAAGCAUAAGCAGCGUGUGGAAGAAGAGGAGAAGAAGAAGCAGCGCAGCAAAAGUACACAGAAGUGCAAACCAGACGACUGAAAUAACAAAUCAAAGAAGGCCCCAAAGGGAGCGGCGCAGUGGAAGUAACUGCGGGGGCGGGGAAUGGCCGAGGUUCGUCGGUGGCCGCCAUUGUGUAACGCCGCCGAUGGGCAGACUGUAGAUCCGCGCUAGGAUCUUAUCUCUCGAAUAUCAUGCAUCUGAACCAUGCGACAGCCGCCACGGCAGCCAUGGCCAAUUAUCAGCACUACCAACUGCCAGCCUCUCAUGGCGGUGGUGGCGGAGGAGGAGGUGGCGGUGGAGGAGGAAGUAAUGGUGGAUCUGGACCGGGUCCCAACUCGGGACAGCAGCAGCCCACCACACUGGCCAGCCUGCAACAGAGUCCCUUUGCGCUGCACCAACUCACCGCCGUGCAGGCCAUCCAGCACCCCACCCACCAAGCCAUGCUCCAUCCACAGCACCCGCUGGUCCAUUUGCUGGACAUAUCCACUACCACAGCGAACAGUGGCGGUGGAGGCGGGGGCAGCCACACGCCCAUUUCGCCCAUGAAACAGGAGGUGCAGAGCGUGAUUAGCGAGGAGGAGGUGGUGGUGGACGAUCCGCGCAAGAAGAAACAGUGCCACGUGUGCAAGAACAAGUUCCGGCAGCUGACCACGUUACGCAACCACAUGAAGAUCCACACGGACGAGCGGCCCUACAAGUGCAAACACUGCGACAAGGCCUUCCGCCAGAUCUCGACGCUUACCAACCACGUGAAAAUCCACACCGGAGAAAAGCCGUUCACCUGCAACAUCUGCGCCAAGGACUUUCGCCAGCAGAGCACCUUGAUCAAUCACAUCAAGACGCACAAGGCGGCGGAGUCCAGCACGCCAACAUCCCUGUUGAACUAUCAGCCGCAGACGGGCAGCGGCAAACACCGGAAGUCCCAGAUGCACCAGGCCUACCAGCAGCAGCAUCAGCGCGUCCAAAUCUCAAAGACCUUGUACUCCGGCAGCUACAGCUCGCCGGCGGCCGAGGAGCUGGUGAAGCCGUUCCAGUGCAGCGUUUGCAAGCGCCGCUUCCCGCAGCUGAGCACGCUGCACAACCACGAGCGGACCCACAUCGAUCCUAAGCCGUACAAGUGCGAAACGUGCGACAAGUCCUUCAGCCAGCUGGCGACGCUGGCCAACCACAAGAAGAUCCACACGGGCGACAAGCCGUACACGUGUUCCUACUGCCACAUGCAGUUCCGCCAGCAGAGCACCCUUACCAACCACCUCAAGACGCACACGCAUCAGAUAGCGCCUGGAGGCGCCGGUGGAGCAGGAGGCGGCGGAGGCGCCGUCACAGCCACAGUGGAUCACUCAAUGCCCGCUCCUCUGGCGCCCGGGACGCAGCAGCUGACCAGUGGCCUGUUGCCGAACAACCUGCACGGCAGCACGGCGAACAUCAUCCAGCUGGACCACCAUCCGCUACUGCAUUUCCUCGACGGCAGCACCACGGUCAGCUCGGUAGUGGCCACGGCAGCGGCCAACACCAAGGUGGAGCAUUUCCAGGCGGGCGGCUCGCCAUCGGGCCGGAUGACCGUGGUGGGCACCAUCAACAUGCUGAAGGGCGACAAUCCGGACCGGCCGUUUGGCUGCAGCGUCUGCCAGCGGUUCUUCUCACAGCAGAGCACCUUGGUCAAUCACAUCAAGACGCACACCGGAGAGAAGCCCUACAAGUGCAAGAUCUGUGAGGUCAACUUCCGGCAGGUGGCCACGCUGAACAACCACAUGAAGAUCCAUACCGGCGAAAAGCCCUACAACUGUUCCUACUGCCCCAAACAGUUCCGGCAAAAGAGCACACUGCAAAACCACCUGCGGGUGCACACCUGCUAGACCCACGUCAGAUUCAGAUCGCAACGCGAUCCAGGUCCGCAGCCAGCCAGCCAGUCAAGCAGCCAUUGAGGAAUAGUGCAAUAUGCAUGCCACAUAGCACAUACACUUAUAGAUCGCAUAUACGGCAUACGAAUACGAUUACAUGAAUACUAUAUUUGAAUAUAUACUCGAAAGUGUUAUUUACCUGCUGUGCAGAGCGCAAUUGUAUGUAACUAUAUCGUAGAGAGCUGAUCCACAUGCGUGUCCAAUUGUAAAUUAAGGCUAGCCGUAUUGGCAUAAGCCACAGAUUAUAUGAUACAGGGUGUUUAGGCCUAAACUCUAUACUAUCCUAUGAUGGUUCGAUUUGAGUCGGUGUGUUAAAGGUAUCUUAAGGCACUUUAAAGCCAUUUAGUCUAAAACUUUUUAUUAUCUUUUAAUACCCAUAAAUUUCUCGCUUUUUAAAGCUUUGUAAAUGAAUCAUCGGCAUCUUCCUAAGUUGGGUUGCUGUUUUCGAAUGGCAAGGAAAAUGACUACAAUAAAUUUAGAUGUGACCUACUUUGCACAAUAACCUUUUAUGCCUGAAUUUUUACCACUCGCAUAAUUGUUAUCUUUUAUAUUUCCUUUACAAGGAACAUAUUACUUAAAAAAAAAGAUUGAUAUUGUUUAAAACUGGUACAAUUCAAGUUUUAUCAUUUGUUUUAAGGCCAAAUGGUCAAGAGUUAUUAGGAUUUCUUUAGCACCGAAGCUUCUUGAGAAAUCAAAUCGAUCCACACUACAGCUAUCCUCCUCUGCAACUGUUGUCACCCAUGCCCCCUGAUCCCUCGAUCCCUACCAAUUAGUUCCGAGCAUCGGCUUCAUUCAGCUUUUCUCGUCGUGUUAAAUGUUAAGCCCGCCAGCAAAGUAAAGUAAAUUAAUUAAAAGUAAAACUAGUUAUUGCUAUACUAUGUGUAAUCCCGCCCGCUCUGAACCGACAUAAAGCCGAACCGAACGGAAAUCGAAAACAGCAACUAUUUAUAUAAGUGUACUCUUAGCGCAUACUUAGCAGCAUCUUCUACUCACAUGACUACGCGCGGAGCAAUGGCGAUCGCAUAAAUAAUCAAUAAUACAUUUAAUGAACGAAUGAAUGAAAACCGGGUUGCUUAUAGAACAAAAACUUAGAAAACAGAGAGACACAAGAGUCCCUAAAUUAAGUGAAACGAUGAGGAGAACGAAGUAAAACGAGUAAAACCAGCUAUAAUUGAAUUGAUACAGAUCGAUCGUAAAUGUUGUAGAGAAUAUAUAGUAUAUAUAUAAAUAUAUAUAAACUACUUGUAAAUGUAAGCGAAGCGAAGAGCUAAAACAACAAUAAAACAUGCAAACAGAAACUGUAACUUUA